CUUCUCACUUCACUCCUACCACUUGUACACGACUACACUCAAUAACUAUCACAAUCACAAGCAGUAGAAUCUAACAAGAUGGCUCGUUCGUCCCGUGGUUCUUCCCGUCCAGCCUCUCGACCAUCCGGUCCAACAACUCAACAACGCGGUACACACACUGCCGCUUACCCAAAUCAUCCACCUGCUCAAGUCCCAGCUCAAGCUCAAGCACAAUCACAAGGUCGUCAACCUGGUUUACUAGCUCAAGCGGCUUCAACUAUGGGUGGCGCUGUAGCUGGUUCGGUUGUAGGACAUGGUAUCAGUAACAUGUUAUUCGGUGGAAGAAAUCAUGAAGUUGCUCCUCCUCCUCCUGCUGAAUAUGCCGAACAGGUCAGACAGAGUACUGGGAAUUGUGAUAUUGCUGCUAAGGACUUCACCAAAUGCCUAGAAGCUACUAAUGGCGAUAUGGGUUCUUGCGGAUAUUACCUCGAAGCAUUGAAAGCGUGUCAAGCCGCUGCUAAGCAAUACUAACUCACAUCUUUGUCUCUUCUAGCAAAUCAAUUCGAAAUAUCGAGAGAAAAAAUGAAAUAUCCAUAGUUGAUAAAAUGCAUGUCAUGCGCACCUCUC
Molecule: messenger RNA, 606 nt
Organism: Tremella mesenterica DSM 1558
Lineage: Eukaryota; Fungi; Basidiomycota; Tremellomycetes; Tremellales; Tremellaceae
Exons: 4
Coding region: 79-510 (143 amino acids)
Biological process (GO): mitochondrion organization
Cellular component (GO): mitochondrion; nucleus
Source: RefSeq, a predicted model, not a curated record